AUGAGCAUCUUGAGCUGGAACUGCCGGGGGUUGGGUAGCGACUGGACAGUUCAGGAAUUGCUGGGCCUCGUGUCCAGCCAGCAACCCAGUUUCGUUUUCCUUAUGGAAACGAAAGCAACGACGUCACAAGUUGAACGAAUAAGAGUACGCAUGGGGUUCGAAGGUCGACUGUGUGUGGAGCGGAAUGGCAGGGGCGGUGGAUUAGCCGUUCUUUGGAGAGAUGCGACAAUGGCCACGUUGAUCAAUUAUUCAACAAAUCACAUAGAUGUAUGCGUUAAAUUACCGGGGAUUCCAGAGUGGCGACUUACCUGCUUUUACGGGAAUUCGGACCAAAACAGACGGCAAGAGUCCUGGGAUCUACUUCGCGAGCUCAGAGAUCAGUCAUCCCUCCCAUGGGUCACCAUUGGGGACUUCAAUGAUAUCACGUGCCAAUCAGAGAAACGGGGGCCUCACCCUCAACCUACGGCUCUCAUCGAGGGUUUUAAUGACUCUCUUAUGGACUGUCAGUUAUUCGACUUGGGCAUGGAAGGUAGUCGAUUCACCUGGGAAAAGGGGCGCGGUACUGAGGCAUGGGUCGAAGAACGUCUCGACAGAGCGGUGGCUACUCCUAGUUGGCUUGACAUUUAUGAGACGGCUGUGGUCCGCAAUCUGCUAACUUUGGAGUCGGAUCAUACUGCUAUUUUAUUGGAUGUGGAUACGGGAGCUGUUCGAAGGGCCAAGAAAAGGUUCAGGUUUGAAUCUGCAUGGCUACAAGAAGAAGGUUGUCAUAGGGUGGUCGACCAAGUGUGGAAUUUGACGCAUGGCAUGGAUUUUCAAAGCCGAUCAUGGAGUGUGGGCGCCAUUUGGGACGAUGGGUAG
This is a messenger RNA of Ipomoea nil (Japanese morning glory), 858 nucleotides long. RefSeq lists its product as uncharacterized. Lineage: Eukaryota; Viridiplantae; Streptophyta; Magnoliopsida; Solanales; Convolvulaceae. The record is from RefSeq and is a predicted model, not a curated record. Gene Ontology annotation, molecular function: catalytic activity. The coding region runs from base 1 to 858 and encodes 285 amino acids. The transcript has a single exon.